UGUCCUUUCUCCCUGUGUGCUCCCGGAUGUUUUGGGGUCGCUGAGGGGACUGCGACCCGGAAGUGUUCCCGCACUGGGGACUGCCGCACCUGAUGCUCAUUAGCCCUCACCAGCUGCAGCUGACGGCUUCGUGAGGAGCGUCUUAUUUAAGAAGGUGGCGGAGCUCCAGUCGGCGCGGGAUUAUACUAAGUCAAACCUGAGUCGGGAGUCAGGAACGUCGUCACGAGGGGAAAUCACGGAGUGGAAUCGGGUUUUUGGAGUUGUCACCUUUUCACUGCUAUGGACACGUGCACUGUGUGGGAUUCAUAGAGGAAUCGCCACAGGAGUCACAGUGCUUGAAUUGUAUAUAGUUGUCGUUUCUGUCCACUCACCAUAAAUAAAUCCACUGUCCUUCACUAGAGUCUCGCGUUUGGGCCCUACUUUCUCUACAACUCCACGGUCUGCUGUCGCAGCCCGUGACAGAAUAAUCCCGCCCAACAUGGACCCAGCGAACUCAUCGGAGAGGUUCAGGAGGGAGGUAACGGAUAAGGUAAAUAGACUCUGCAACCUUUGGCUGGAGGCGCACGAGGAAGGAUUUCGUCGCACCGUGGAAAAGCGGCUGAAGGAGACGCUGUCUUGCUUCCCUUGGGUACUGGAUACGCUCUACCCGAUCGUCGCGGACUUUCUAGCUAACACGCUCCACCUCCACUCUCCUAUUCUGGCUGCUCUUCAGCCCGACCAGCUGGGGGAUCCGCAGCCUGACACGCCGGCCCCGGCAUCGUCAAAGAAGCGACGCUCGCGCCGCCGGCGCUCUUCACCGCAGCCGGAUUCCCGGACUUCACAACAACCGGCUGUGGUGAGUCAUAAGGACAACUUUUCAUUUUUCACUCCAUCUGUUUGUUUACUUAGGCACUGUGAGACCGCCAAGCCUGUAACUCAGGCAGCCGCCCAGUCUAUAGCUAAGCGGUCUGCAGUUCAAUCAUCUACCCCACCUACAGCAGCCUCCACUCCACUACCCACUCCAGCAGCUGUGGAUGCCGCUGGGAGUAAAAUGAACUCUAUUAGUGUGUUAAAUUCUUUCCCUGUGACGGAAAUAGAGAGCGUCGCUACAGAUUGUACCUCGCUGCCUUUACCCCUACUGACUGCUUCUCUCUCUGCUCAACCAAUUGCUGUUGCUGUGCCACCAUUCACUCCACCAUCAGCACAGUCUGCAGUUCAGCCAUUAGCUCUCCCCAUCACACCUCAACCCACUCCAGCGGCUUCAGCCGGGCCAGCCGGCGAUGGUCCGACAGUGUUCAUCACCGCUGUGAGUAAACCGGACUCAAUUGUUUCUCUAGAUCCUGUCAUUAAGAGUCUAAUCGCAGAUGAACAGGAUGAGACAGUUUCUUCUGAACCCAAGGACCGCGCCCAGUCUGUGACUGGGAACUCGAGGCCCACAAUGGGGAAUAAGCUUGAAAAUUCUGAUUGGCCAGAAGAUGAAAAGGAACUGGCAGCUAAUUCCGGGUCAUUAAUUAGUGUAGAGAGUAUUGAAAACCAUUUCCCUUGCUCCCCAUCCGAGGAUGGAGCCUUAAUUUUCGAGGCUGUUAACCCUGAGUCAUUGGACUAUGAAAGUGUAAAUCUAAAAGAUGUUUUUGUGGCUACUGAUCAGCUAGUAACUCAGUCUACUGAUCAGCUAGUAACUCAGUCUGCUGCCCAGCUAGUAACUCAGUCUGCUGCCCAGCUAGUAACUCAGUCUGCUGCCCAGCUAGUAACUCAGUCUGCUGCCCAGCUAGUAACUCAGCCUGCUGCCCAGCCUGCUGCCCAGCCUGCUGCCCAGCCUGUAGCCGUAGCACAGCCAGCUGCCCAGCCUGUAGCCGUAGCACAGCCAGCUGCCCAGCCUGUAGCCGUAGCACAGCCAGCUGCCCAGCCUGUAGCCGUAGCACAGCCAGCUGCCCAGCCUGUAGCCGUAGCACAGCCAGCUGCCCAGCCUGUAGCCGUAGCACAGCCAGCUGCCCAGCCCCUCCGAUUCUCUGCAGGAUGUUCAGAGGAGCUCAGUCUGCCAAGUGAGGACUGUUUACCUGGGCUGGAACAGGCUGACUGCCCCGCACAGCCCCAGCCGCGGCAUCACGAGCUGGCUGUGAGCCCUGUGCUGUCUCAACCAACUUCACCUUUACCAGAGAUCUCGAUACCUGCUGGUCACGCAUCUGUCUUUGCUGAAGGGUCCGAGGGGCUGCUUCAGCUAUCAUCUGUUUCACCAUCCACAUCAACUACACUGCCAUCAUCUCCACCGCCCGCUGCUGUAUCACCAUCAUCACCGUCUGUUGCGGCAAUGUUGUCGGAAGAGCCCGCGCCGCCUGCUGAGGAGCUCGGCGAGCAGGAGCUCUGCGAGCGGGAGGAGCCCGCACCGCCUGCUGAGGAGCUCGCCGAGCCAGAGCAGGAGUUCUGCGAGCGGGAGGAGCCCGUGCUACCUGCGGAAGGACUCAGCGUGCCAGAGGGACCCGCUCAGCCAGAGCUGAAGGUCAGUGUGGCGGAUGUACCUCCACACCAUCCACGUCCAGCGCGCCCUCCACGCCGUCCACGUCCAGCACGUCGGGGAUCACGGGCCAUUCUACACCGUUGUUCACCGGAGCUGCAACGCCGCCGCCACCGGUGCCGUGGCGGGCCAUCAGAGCUGCAACGCCGCCGCCACCGGGGCCGUGGCGGGCCAACGGAGCUGCCACUCUGCUGCCACCGGAUCCGUGGCCCCCAGCCGGGGCUGCAGCGCGCUGCCAUUGGACCCAUGGCAGGCCACCUGAGCUGCAACGAUGUUGCCGCCGCAGCCGCGGCAGGCCGCCAGAGCUGCAGUGCGACCACCACUGGACACGUGGCAGGCCACCGGAACCAUUUCGCCGCUGCUGCCGGACCCAUGGCUGCCCGCUGGUGCUGCAACACCGCCACCACUGGGCCUGUGGUCGGCCACCUGAACUGUUUUUCCACCACUGCCUGACCCACAGCGGGCUUCGCCUGUUUUGCCGUCUAUUGGGUCGGCCGCCAGAACUGUUGCUGCCACUAGGGCAGUGGUUGGACUAUUGAACUUUGGUUUUUCUUUUUUGUUGUCUAGUGUUGUCGGAGAGGUUUUGGGGCCCUCCGUCCUGGACCCCCCUCCGCCCGCCCUGGGUUGGUCGUACUGUGGUUUUGUUUUGUUUUUUCGGGUCGUCAGGAGCCGACCCUUAGAGGGGGGGGUACUGUCAUGGUCUGGGUCUGAUGACCCAGAGCCCAUGUAUUUCUUGUAUAUGUUUUUCCGUAUGUUAUGUUUUGGUGGUUUUCUCUCCUUUUUUGUCCUUUCUCCCUGUGUGCUCCCGGAUGUUUUGGGGUCGCUGAGGGGACUGCGACCCAGAAGUGUUCCCGCACUGGGGACUGCCGCACCUGAUGCUCAUUAGCCCUCACCAGCUGCAGCUGAUGGCUUCGUGAGGAGCGUCUUAUUUAAGAAGGUGGCGGAGCUCCAGUCGGCGCGGGAUUAUACUAAGUCGAACCUGAGUCGGGAGUCAGGAACGUCGUCACGAGGGGAAAUCACGGAGUGGAAUCGGGUUUUUGGAGUUGUCACCUUUUCACUGCUAUGGACACGUGCACUGUGUGGGAUUCAUAGAGGAAUCGCCACAGGAGUCACAGUGCUUGAAUUGUAUAUAGUUGUCGUUUCUGUCCACUCACCAUAAAUAAAUCCACUGUCCUUCACUAGAGUCUCGCGUUUGGGCCCUACUUUCUCUACAGCUCCACGGUCUGCCAUCGCAGCCCGUGACAAUAGUAUUCUAUCAAAACAAAACCACUCAAUUUUUAUGUCAUUAACAUGCUCUCAGCUCACAAUUCUUUUAUUUUUCAUGGGACUGGAUGUACCGGCCUGAAUGAACUUCAUAAAUGUGAAUCGUUACCAAGCAGACAGAAAACGGACAUGAAAACUUUCCAAUAUGCGUUGUUGUGGUUCUGUGUCCAAAAACAAAGAUAUCAAAAGUAUCUGCUUCUGGUAGAUUUUGGUUG
This is a messenger RNA of Pelmatolapia mariae (spotted tilapia), 3969 nucleotides long. RefSeq names its product calphotin-like. The record is from RefSeq and is a predicted model, not a curated record. Bases 479 to 2944 code for a protein of 821 amino acids. Lineage: Eukaryota; Metazoa; Chordata; Actinopteri; Cichliformes; Cichlidae. The transcript is spliced from 3 exons.